Molecule: messenger RNA, 4185 nt
Organism: Ailuropoda melanoleuca (giant panda)
Lineage: Eukaryota; Metazoa; Chordata; Mammalia; Carnivora; Ursidae
Gene: MATN4
Product: matrilin 4
Exons: 11
Coding region: 1344-3218 (624 amino acids)
Molecular function (GO): calcium ion binding
Source: RefSeq, a predicted model, not a curated record
UAAGGGGAGACGUGGCAUGGAACCCAACAAGCAGGUUGAACGAAAUGAAUGGGAGGAAGGGGCUAAUUUAGUCCUCCCCCCCUCAGGGUCAGGGAGGGGAAGUCUUAGGCAAGAGAGGGGAUUUGGGUGUAAGCCAUGGGUUAAAUAUUUAGGCUGCCAGGUACUCAAUGAAGCCUGCAUGGAGCCCACCGGGACCACCCAGGCGCCACUCCGCAGGUUUGGCGCCUUGCCCGCUGCAUCCUGAAGCACAAGGGAGGGGCCUCAGCGGCACAGAGGCCACACUUGUGCCAGCCUUGGGAUGGACAGUGAGUCUGUGAGGGUGCAUGGUUUCCUUGCACUUUGAGGGGGCCCACCCCAAUGACAUCUUGAUGCUGGGGAGAAGAGUUUUGCUGGACCCCCUGGACCAGAGUGCUCUCUUGCCUGCCCUCAGAAGCCUGGAAACAUGGAAGCCCCCAAACGGUGUGCCCAGGAUCCUGGGGGGAACAUUUGAGUCCUUCGCGGGGGUCAAAACAACCCUCCUUAUCCCCUUUCUCCCAAGAGAAGGGGCCUGAAACUGUCGCGGCUUUCCUUCCCUUGAUAACAGGGCCUCCAUAAUCAAGGGACUGGGCCAGUCAGAGCCUAGGAGCCUGGGAGUUUUGGGGAGCGAGGGUGGUGGGUGGGCCCAAGACUUAAGCAGUCGCAGAGAUGGGGUGGAGGAGUCCGCGAGGGCAGAGAUUUGAGGGACCACCAGGUGGGGCCCGGGAAGCCAGGAACCCUGCGUCUGCUCUUCCGAACCCUUCACCCUUCGUGCAGGACCAGAGUCCCGGGCCUCUCCUCACUCCUGGAGGGGGCAGCGGAGGGCAGGAGACCGGCCGCGCCCUCGGAAGCGGGGCCAGGCUGUCGGCGGCAGGAGCCAGGCUCCGCUCCGCCCCUUGGGGCUCUACUCUGGGAAGGGCCUCGGAGGCUCCCGACGCAUUCCGGCGGCAGAGAGCGGAGCCGCCCAGCCUUCUCCUGGGAGCCGCGUUUCGAGCCCGCAGCUCGCGCCGCCGGCUCCCGGGGUGGCCGGAGCAGGGGCGCCGCCCUGGCCCCGCCCCAGCCCUCGGAGGAAAGGGGAUCGCUCCCUGCCGGUGGGAGGGGUCGCAGCCCGCGCUCCCCCUCCCCACCGUCAGCCCCGGGUUAAAUGCGGCCGCCGCCUCCGCUCGCUCCAGCUGCCUGGCAGUCCCCACCUCGGGCACGCUGCCGGCGCCGUUACCUGGUCCAAUUGCCCGAGAGGCUCCGCCCGUCGGCUCCGCUCUGCGGCCGUGCCUCCGAGCUGUCCGGCAGGCUCAGGUUUCGACACUUCCGUUCCCUGCCACCCAAGCACCAUGAGGGGCCUUCUCUGCUGGCCACUGCCCAUGUUGCUGUUUCUUCUCCAGCCCUGGGAAACCCAGCUCCAGUUGGCAGGUCCCAGGUGCCGGACGGGGCCCCUGGAUUUGGUGUUCGUGAUUGACAGCUCGCGCAGCGUGCGCCCCUUUGAGUUCGAGACCAUGCGGCAGUUCCUGGUGGGACUCCUCCGCGGCCUGGACGUGGGGCCCAAUGCCACGCGCGUUGGUGUGAUCCAGUACUCGAGUCAAGUGCAGAGCGUCUUCCCUCUCGGCGCGUUCGCUCGCCGCGAGGAUAUGGAGCACGCCAUCCGCGCGCUGGUGCCGCUAGCUCAGGGCACCAUGACCGGGCUGGCAAUCCAGUACGCCAUGAACGUGGCCUUCAGUGUGGCCGAGGGCGCACGCCCCCCGGAGGCGCGCGUGCCGCGCAUCGCUGUCAUCGUGACCGACGGGCGGCCCCAGGAUCGCGUGGCUGAGGUGGCGGCGCAGGCGCGCGCCCGCGGCAUCGAGAUCUACGCAGUGGGGGUGCAGCGCGCCGACGUGGGCUCCCUGAGGGCCAUGGCGUCUCCCCCGCUGGACGAACACGUCUUCCUCGUUGAGUCCUUCGAUCUUAUCCAGGAGUUUGGCCUGCAGUUCCAGGGCCGGCUGUGUGGAAAGGACCUGUGUGCUGAGGGGGGACACGGCUGCCAGCACCAAUGUGUCAGCGCCCCGGGCACGUUCCACUGUGCCUGCAACCCUGGCUACCAGCUAGCUGCAGAUAACAAGAGCUGUUUGGCCAUUGACCUGUGCGCUGAAGGGACCCAUGGCUGUGAGCACCACUGCAUCAGCUCUCCAGGCUCCUAUUUUUGUCGCUGCCAAGCUGGCUUUGUACUCCAGCAGGACCAGAGAAGCUGCAGGGCCAUUGACCACUGCAGCUUUGGGAACCACAGCUGCCAGCAUGAGUGUGUUAGCACCUUCGCUGGGCCACGGUGCUACUGCAGAGAGGGCCACGACUUGCUGCCCGAUGGGAGGAGCUGUCAGGCCCGGGACCUUUGCAAUGGUGUAGACCAUGGAUGUGAGUUCCAGUGUGUGAGUGAGGGCCACUCUUACCGCUGCCUGUGCCCCGAGGGCCAGCAACUCCAGGCAGAUGGCAAGAGCUGCAACCGGUGCCGGGAAGGCCACGUGGACCUGGUUCUGCUCGUCGAUGGCUCCAAGAGCGUGCGCCCGCAGAAUUUCGAGCUGGUGAAACGCUUUGUGAACCAGAUCGUGGACUUCCUGGACGUGUCCCCCGAGGGCACGCGCGUGGGGUUGGUGCAGUUCUCGAGCCGCGUGCGCACCGAGUUUCCGCUGGGCCGCUAUGGCACCGCGGCUGAGGUCAAGCAGGCGGUCCUGGCCGUGGAAUACAUGGAGCGCGGUACCAUGACAGGGCUGGCACUGCGCCACAUGGUGGAGCACAGCUUCUCCGAGGCGCAGGGUGCACGGCCCCGCGCCCUCAACGUGCCUCGCGUGGGCCUGGUCUUCACCGACGGCCGCUCCCAGGAUGACAUCUCGGUGUGGGCCGCGCGCGCCAAGGAGGAAGGCAUCGUCAUGUACGCCGUGGGCGUGGGCAAGGCGGUGGAAGAGGAGCUGCGCCAGAUCGCCUCUGAGCCAGCGGAGCUGCAUGUGUCCUACUCCCCUGACUUUGGCACCAUGACACACCUACUGGACAACCUCAGAGGCAGCAUCUGCCCGGAGGAGGGCAUCGGCGCGGGUACAGAGCUUCGGAGCCCGUGCGAGUGCGAAAGCCUCGUGGAGUUCCAGGGCCGCACGCUGGGGGCGCUCGAGACGCUGACGCAGAACCUGGCCCAGCUGACGGCGCGCCUGGAGGAUCUGGAGAACCAGCUGGCCACCCAGAAGUGAGGGCCGCCGGUGGCCGGGAGCCGGGCAGGGACGCGGCCCCGCCGACUGUGCCCUCGGUGCGCUGUCGGGGCGCCGGGGCCGGGCAGCACCGGGGCCCCCGAGGACUUGGGCUGUCGGGAGGGGGCGCUGCCGGGUUCCCAGCGCUGCGCUCCUGCUGGCCUCGCCUGGACCAGAAGCCGGACUGCGGGGGACCGAGGGGAGCGCUAGGUCCGCACGCCCUCGCUGCGUGCUGCGCUCAGUUCGUUGUUGGAUUUCCUUUUUGUUUUCUUUAAAAAAAAUUUUUUUUUUUAAAUUUUUUUUCGUUUCCACGGGGUCGGUUUGUGGGUCUUGCUGUGCCGCCAGGGGGAUGGGGAGGCCAGACGGAGCGUGCUCCGGCGGCGCCCGGGCGGCGGCUCGUCGGAGAAAGGCGCUUUGUGCGGGGGUCGGGCUGGGGGGCAGCGGGCCGGGCUGGGGGGUAGGGGGCCCGGCGCUGCUUUCCCGCCUUGUUUAUUCAACCGCGAACAGACGGCCUCUUAUGCGGGCAGCGGGAAGGGAGGGGGCUUAGCGCGAGCCCUCGGGGUUUGAGCAAGACUGCACCCCUCCAUCCCCCGUGGGACCGAGCGCUUCGCUCUCUGGCCGUGCCUAUCUGGUGGUGCCCCCAUAUCGGGCUGAAAAGCUGCUAGAACUGGAUCGGGGAGUCUGUGAGGAAGCGAGAGUCAGUCAUUGAACCCCUUGACUGGGGGGGGGGGCGGUUGCGGAUAGGUGAGUGUCGCUUGGAUUUUAUCUCCCUCCACUACGAAGGAAGAGGAGGAGGUCAUCAGCCAGGACUUCGGUCAGAGCUGCCGCUGAGGCUGUGACCCACCCUCUUCACCCCUCCACCCCGCAAAAGAAAAACAAAAGCCAAUCCUCUAUCAGGAAAGAGCACAAAGCUUGCCAUUUCCCAAAUGCAUGUAAGAAAUUGCUAAAAUUAAAAUACUCCAGUCCUCCA